CGCCUCGUCAUUAGCAUAGUCCGAGGGGUCGGGCUUAGCGCUGUGCGCGAAGCUGGGCUGCUGCUGCUGCUGCUGUCGUUGUAAAGCGGCGACGCUCAGUUGCGUGUUUGCCCCCCACCCGAACGACCAUAUUUUCUCUCUAUCUUCGAAAUUUAUUUUUUAUUAUCUCCACACACCACACACAUACAGUCUCUACACAUCAUCAUUACACAAAUCCACAUCUCUUCUACAUCUUCCUAUAAUUAUCCACCAACUACUACUUAAAAAAAUCUACAUCUACACCCACCGUACACUAUGCUUAAUGCCUUUGAUGCGAACGAUUUUGGGCCCACUAUGGGCCAACUUGGAGCCGCUGCUGCCGCUGCCGCAGCGGCUGCUCAGCAACGGCAUCCGACCGUCUGUUCACCGACUACAGCAGCGUCGCGAACUGUUCCUAUGUCUAUAGAACAGCAGCUGCAGCUAAUGAAUUCCAUCAAUACCAUGGUGAAGAAUGGCCAAUUUACCAGCCAACUGGCGAAUGUGAUAUUUGCACUCUGUGCGCAGUUGAAAACGUCCGGCAUAAAUUUGGAGCAAACACAUCGAAACGAGCUCAACAAAGUGUUCGUUUCUCUUCGUCAGGCAUGUUGUCGAGACAAUGGACAAUUGGGAACGCCGUGCAGACUGAAAAUUAUGGAACUGGUCGAACUACGUGCCAUGCAUUGGAGGAGCAAUUUGGCACAUAGUCAGUACUACCUCAACCGUCCGGAGCAGCAACAAGAACCAGUGAUGCCCGCACAACAGAUGGCCUUCCUUCCACAGAAUCCCUUGUUCAUUCCGCCUGACACACCACCAGCAACCCAUCCAAAUGCCGGAUUUUAUCUGAUACCGGCUUCUGGCGGUUGGAUGCCUCCAAUGAUUCCCGGAAUGCCACCGAAUCCAUUCAUACCACAACCGCUAAUCAAUCCUGAAGCGGUUCUAAUGCGGCAGAGAAGUUUAAAAAAGCCGAAUCAGCCCAAAUCACUACAGUUGCGGCAUGAGAUGAUCAUUCGAAACAGCGAUUCUGGGAAAAUUAUGGGAGUGAAAGGGAGGAGAGUGGCUCUGGUGGAGCAGAUGACCAAUACCAUCAUUAGCUUCCAAAAGGUGGAUUCUAAAUGCAAAGAAAGAACUCUAACAAUAACAGCUUCUUCUAUGGAAGAUAUUGAAAGGGCAAAGGAUUUAAUCAUUGAAACAAUCAAGAGGAAUAUGAGUCCAACAAGGCCCGAUGCAGCAGCACAUGAGGUACCCGACGACGAUGAUGAGAAUGAAAACGACAUUUCGAUUGAGACCACGCAGGACGGCAUGCUAAAGCUAUGCUGCUCGGAUCCACAAGUUCUGCAGGCAGCUCAAGAAGCGCUAUCCGAAUAUCUACGAGCUCGAGCAAAACCUUCAGCUGAGGAACGUGAAAAACGUAAGGAGCGCAGAAAGAGUAUGCCACUUCAGGCAAGCCAUCCCGAGCAAACAUCUAAGCCAACGCGUUCUUUCCAUGGAUCGACACCAAAUCUAGCUGAAGCCGGCGUAGAAGCAGUUCAGAAAAAGACCUCGACUAACACUGGAAACAGCACGACGCGUUAUGAUCGCGAGUCGUUGCUGAACAUGCGUUCGACAGCUGGCAAUGUGAACGUUGACGAGAUUCGCGCCCGUGUUACAGCGGUUGCAGCGGAGAUUCUACGUUGAAAAGACCAUUAAAAAUCACAUCACCACGGAGUUUUGAUCAUAAAUUUAAUCUGUGCGCUUGUUUUUAUACUAGACUAUAGCACGCUUUUCUGUUAUUCUAGGCACUCGGUACGAUUUGCGGCAAACACGCACAAAUCUAUGCCUCUGACAGUGUUACUUUCAAAUUUUACAUGCAAAAAUAAAGCAAAAAAAAAUCACACAAAAAAUUCAUCUAAAAACUCAACGCUCACAGUUUAUCGCCGGUAUAUUAUUUACUUCCACGUCAAGUGUUCUGCUUUAUUUCUCUAAUAAUAUCAGGUACAUUAUUACCGGAUGUUCAUGCCUUCUAAUAAGUUAUAGUUUGCUUGUUCUUCGGAAGGUCUGACCAAUGCUUGAUUAUUAUUAUUAUCGUUUUAUUCUUAUUGUACAUUGUUCGUGAUAUGAAUGAGCUCUAUAAAA
Cylicocyclus nassatus is the source of this 2130-nucleotide messenger RNA. Lineage: Eukaryota; Metazoa; Nematoda; Chromadorea; Rhabditida; Strongylidae. The record is from the annotation of a GenBank genome assembly.